GUGAUGCCGAUUUGAGUAAGUAUACACACAGAGAAAAUGCUUUUGUUGAUAGAUAUUUUUGUGAUCAGACAGUGACUGUUAGUGCUGUUGAGCAUAGGUUUAUGUAUAGUGAUUUCAAGUCAGAUGAGUAUGCUGUGAAGAUGGUUGUUUUGUACCUUGUUACUAAUUGUUUGAUUAGUAGUGUUUACUCAAAAAAAGUUCCUGUUGAGAUUUUGAACAUAAUUGGGGUUGAUGAGUAUGGUAGUUUUCCAUGGGGUAUACCAGUGUUUGAAUUAACUUUGCACAAUUUAAAGAUUGGUCUGAGGGGUGUUAUGAAGGGAAAAGGUGUUGCUAAGCCUCUUGCUAAGGUUAAAGGGAAACAUUUGGAAAAGGGUCCUCGAUCUUAUAAACUUCCUGGUUUACCUUUUGCAUUUUUGGUUUGGUUGUAUGAAACCAUUCCUUUGUGCUUGAAGGCAAAGUUUUGUUCCUAUGAUUCUGGUAAACCAUAUAGGUUUUGUAGAUGGAAGAGUAUUGGAAAUCCUAAUUCAAGUGAAGUUGAGAAGAAAGUUCUAUCUUCAAAUAAGGUAUUUUUUAUAUUUUGUAAAUUGUUUAUUUGUUGUUUUUAUUAUAUUUUGUAAACUAAUUAUUUUUUCUUGUUUUGCUAGCUGAAAGGAAAACAUAUUGUGCCUACUGAAAAUGAAAUAAAAGGUUUAUUGGUGCUUACUGGAAUGGAGUUUAUUGGCCGAGAAGAGUCAGAUGAUGACUUUGAUGAUGUUCCAUUCUCAAAGUUUAAUGUUGAUAGAGUUGGAUCUUCUGGUGUACAGAAGGAGUUUACUGGUGGGUUUGAUGUCGAUGGUGUGAUGCGUAAGAUGAAGGAGUUUAUUUCUAGGCAAAAGAAGACUGAUGAGUCUAUUGAAGUAUUGAAUAAUGUGUUGGAGGGUAGAUUCAAGGAGUUGCAGUUAAGUCUUCAGUCGUAUAUUGACUCAAAGAUCAGUGAAGGCUUGGUUUUUUUUAUGGAAUUGAAGUUUAAUGAGUUGAAGGAAGCUAUUGAAAAUGCAAAAAUUUCUAAAGAUGGAAAUGAUAGUCCUGAUGAGAGCGAUGGCAAGGUUUGAUUAUGUUUAUUUUAUUAGUUUAUUAGAUGUUUCUUUGUUUUUAAAUAUGUUAUUUUGAUUUUGUUGGUUUUUUUUUUGUUGCAAGAAUGAUGAUUUAAAUGAUGUUGAAGUUUUUGAUGUGAAAAGUCAAGAUGCAAUUGAAACUGUUGGACUCGAUGAGAAUAUUCAAUAUACUCAGGUUAUUCUUGUUUUGUAAACUAGUAUAUUGUUUUUUGUUUAUUGAAUAUUUUUUGUUUUUUGAAUAUUUUUUAUUUAUGUUAUUAAUGUUUUUAUUGUUUAAUGGGUUUUUUUUUAUUUUUUUGUAGGUUUUUAAUGAUGAUGCUCCUUCAUUUGAUAUUAUGAGUUUUAUUUCUAGUAAACCUGAUUGGUUUACUGAAGAAAAAAAGAAUACUGAUAAAUUGAAUGAUGAAGAACAUGUUGUUGAUGAUCAUGGCCUAUUUAAGGAUGUUGUUAAAAAAUCUAAGGAGGAUGAAGAUGAUGGUGGUGAUGACCAGGCAAGUUUGUUUAUUUUUUAGUUUUUUCAUUAUUUAGAUGAUUUGUUACUAUGUUGUUUGUUGUCUCUGUCAAAUGUUUUUUAUGUUUGUUUUGUAUAUUUACAGGGUUUGGGGGGUGGUGAUGCUGUUAAAGCUAUUGGGUCAGAUGGGACAAAUAAAGACAAUGUUGAGGGAAAGAAUACUGAAGAAGCAAAAGAUGUUGCAGAUGGGAGUAAUAAAGAUAAUGUUGAGGGCAGAGCAGUUGAUGUAGAUGCAAGUGUAAAUGAUGUUGAAGGUGUUUGUAGUAAGGGAAAGUUGUUUGAUAGUCAAGGCCCUGAGGAUAGUAUCACUGUGUCUGCUUUGGAGAUUAUAAAUGAAAAGAUUGAUGCCUAUGAGGGAAGCAUUAAAAAGGAUAAGUCUUUAAAUAAAUUAGAGGCAACAAAUGCUGAUGUUUUAUCUACCUAUGGGUUGGACAAGACUGAUGUUGUUGGUGUUGAGAAGAAGCAUGGUUCUCAAGAAAGCUUUUUUGUAUCUAACAUGGAGGUUGUUAAUGAUCAUUUGGUUUCCUAUGAAGACAGUUUGAAAAAGGUUUAUUUUUAUUUUGUUUAUGUUAUUUGGUAGUUUUUUUUUUUUUCUUUUCACUUACUUUUUUUUUUAUUUGUUUGUAAUUGUUUUGAAUGCUAGGGAAAGUCUAUAAAAUUGGAGGAAGAAACUCCUACAGUUGGAAAUAGAGAGAGGAAACCUAGUUCUGUAUACAACAGUCCGUAUGCCUCAGAAUUUGGUUCAGGUAGUAUUGGUAAACAAAAAGGUGGACGUCCUGGAUCAUGUGCUUUUGGAUUUGGCUUUUUCAAUGUGAUUGAUGAUGUGCAAGCUAAAUCUUUUGAUCAGUGGUUUAAGAUUGGGUUUAAUGAUAAAAACAAAGUGAAGAAGUUUAAAGAAUGUCAUAGGAAGCUUAAGGUUCCAUUGGAUUUUGUGGUUUGUCAAAUUGAUGAUAAGAUGUGGUUCUAUGAUUUGCUUACUGUUGGGAAGAACUUGUCAUGCUCGCAUAUUGAUGUUUGUUUCUACUAUUUGAGAAAGAAGUUAAAGUAUGACCAGUCUGUGAAAAUUUCUGGUAAUACUACUGAUUCCUUCUUUGCUUCUCAAAUUUUUGAAUUAUAUAAUGAGUUUGUUGCAAGUGGUGAAAAUGUUGAUUCGAUUAAGAAGGAUUCUAAGGCAGCUGCAUACAUAGCGGGUUUUUAUAUGUUAUGCAAUAAACCCUGGGCUGAGCUUGAUUUCGUACUAAUGCCUGUUAACGUGAUUGUUCUUGCUCAUUGGAUAUUGUGUAUUCUUGACAUUAAGAUGAGAUGCUUAAAAGUGUUGAAUUCUAUGAGGUUUGGGAGGUACAAGAACAACUCAGAGAGUUUUGUUCGUGCAUUUGCUGUAAUAAUUCCUAUCUUACUGUCACAUGUUAAUUUCUACGAGGGGAGAAAAGAUAUUGACAGGAGUAGUAAGCACUGGCAAGGUAAAAAAGAUACUGAUGCGUUUGAUAUUGUCGUGGUUGAUAAUUUGCCACAACAAGAGGAUAGUGAUUGUGGUGUUUUUAUCAUAAAGUAUGCUCAUUUCUUUAUGCAUGGAUUGAUUGAUAAGAUUCCUAAGAAGUUGGACAUUGCAUUCACUCGUAAGAAGUUGUGUGUUGAUCUGUUUGUUCAUGCAAAGAAGAAGGAGUUGGGUGGGUACGAGUCUACUUCGGAGCAUCCAGGAAGGAUGCCAUAGUUUUAUGUAAUAGAACAACAUGUUGGAAACCUAGUUUACAUUUUUUUGAACUUUAUGUGUAUUUUUAUGUCAUGUUGUUUUGUUUUUAGGUUUAUGUUUGUGUUUGUUUAAGAAACUGUUUGGAACAGUAAUAUUUUAGGAGACUCUUGCCUAUUUUAAUUUUGAAGUAACCUUUUGGUUUACUGGCACA
Molecule: messenger RNA, 3506 nt
Organism: Cannabis sativa
Lineage: Eukaryota; Viridiplantae; Streptophyta; Magnoliopsida; Rosales; Cannabaceae
Exons: 5
Coding region: 2561-3316 (251 amino acids)
Biological process (GO): proteolysis
Molecular function (GO): cysteine-type peptidase activity
Source: RefSeq, a predicted model, not a curated record